CAACGAAGCAAAACUUUUCCAAAAACUUCCGGCCUCUCAGGGGUCCAUCACUAAACCACAAUCCCGUGUACUGUAAUCACCAAUCUAGAAAUUCACUUGCAUUUGCAUUCUGCAGCUGCACGAUAAGACUUCAAACAUCACUCAGUUCUUCGCAUCUUCUUUACACCGCCGAAAUCCACCACAUAACGGAUUAUUGUCAACAGAGGAAAAAUGCCCUCCAGCUUGGAGCCUCCUAAUGACACCACGAGGGCAGUUUUAUUGGCAUGGGUAUGUGAUUCCAUUCUAUCCUUUACGCGCUCCUUUUUUUCAAUACUGACAUUCCCUUUCAAUUAGAUCAAUACCUUUCCUGCCACGUUGAGCAAGAUCAAGGCAAUAGAAGACUUGACGGAUGGUCUUGUAUUUUCGGACAUGCUGGGUACGUUUUGGAGUCUUCAUCAUCCUAUUUGAGCCUUCAAUUUGGAUGCUGAUUUAUAUAAUCUAGAGGACUUCGACCCCGCAUAUGCCAUCAAAGAUAUUCCGCAAACAACGAGUUCUACAAAAUGGGUUAUCGCCAAACAAACCCUGGAGGCCGUCUACAAAUCUCUUCUCAGAUAUGUUCACGAGCACUGUAAUAACUGGGUGAAGGCGGCCGUUGUCGAAUAUCCUAUCGAUUUCAAUGCUUUGGCACAAUACUCAGAUCCCGUCGAAUCGACAAAGGUAGUAGGAAAAGUCAGAACGAGACCCAACAUCGCCAUAACUAACAGAGUAUUUCAGCUUAUCACCAUAUUCAUGUUAGUCGCCCUGAAAGGUCCUAAUCAGAUGAGAUAUAUCGAUCGUGUCCGAACGAAGCUAGGCGUGUCUGCGCAAUCAGUCAUCGCGGUCCAUGUUGAAACAGUAAGUCAAUUUAGUCGUACAGUCUAUUGAAAGGGCGCUGAACGUGGCUCUAGAUAGAGAAAGAUCUCGCAGUCGCCUUGCCAACCUUGGAGCUCAAUCGUCUCACCAAGCCAUACGACGCACUGGAUCUGGAAGAGAAGUUUUCUGUCGUAGUUAAUGACCACGCAGCUUUGAAAAAACGCAAUGCUGACCUGAUUACACGAUUGGAAAAUUUGUCGGAAAGCCGAGAUCACUUACUAGAUGAGAACAAAGAACAAGACAUCCUAAUUAAACAGCUGCAGGAAAUGAUUAAUCAUGGAGGCCAGAACGAGCACAUUUUGAGACUUGAAAAGAGACUCGAAGAUUCGGAACAACUAAUUGCUACGCAGGAGCAGCAGCUUGAAGACGCCCGAGUAAAUAGAGAACUAAAGAAUAAAGAGUUGGUGUCGGUUAAAAACAGUCGGGAUUUGGAGGUUCAGGAUAGAUUCAAAGAACUCGAAGUCGAGAAUUCUGCUUUGUUGAAGAGAGCAAAUAAGGUCGAGCAUUAUGAAAAGAAACUUGCCCAGCAAAACGCCAUUGAAAAGGAAAAUGCGAGGCUGCGUGAGCAGCUAGACGUGCUACAAGAGAACCAAAAGGAUUAUGACAAGGUUCAUUUGGAGAAUGAACUACUCAAAACGACCCGUGGUGAAUAUAUGAAAGUACUCGAAACGCAGGAGCACACCAUAACCGAUCUUAGGAGUAAAGGUAUGCGCCUAGAAGAGGAGCUUAGAUUGCGAUUGGAGGAGAUAGAAGUACAUCUUGAAAGGCAACGACAUGAUGAGAGGUAUAUCAGUGAGCUUCAAGAACGUAUAGACUCACAAUCACCAGAAGAGCCAUCGGGUGGAUUCAGUCUCGAAGAUGAACUGAAUCGAAGCGAUAGUCCGAAUGGGCCGAACCCACAGCUUGAGAUAUCAAGACUUAGAGCAGAGUUACAGGUCCUCAAGAGUAAUGAGGGUGGCAAAGCUAAUGCUGAACUUCGAAGCGAGCUGCAGAAAUCAGAAAUGGAAGUCCGCAGACUUCGCGAGAAAACUCAAGAGUUGAAAGAGGCUCACGCAGUCACUCAAGAUCAACUUGCAACGAUUAUGGGCGACAGGUCCUUACUAUCAACAGACGAAGCGUUAGUUUUAGCAGUCGACAAAAUGAUGACUAUUGGGCCUUUUCAACUGACACUCGACGAUUAUCACAGAGAACGAGCGAAGUCCGCCGGACAAUCAUUAUACAGCGACGCCACCCAAGAGAUCAAGAGAUUGAACCAGGCAAUAAACGAACUUAGCGCGAAGCUUACCAGCAGCGAGCGAGAUCUGUUGAGAGCACGCGCAGAUUGUGGGUCAUCAAAUUUUUAUAUGCGUGGUAUAUCAGCUAACCGAAGGUAGUGAGUGCUAUGGACUCCGAUGAGAUCACUGCAUUAGAACAGCUCAAAGAAGCAAACGAAUUAGUAGCAUCUUCAUAUGAAAAGGAUCUGGCACUCCUCCAGGCACAGCAUAAUGAUUUGAGAGCAGAAUUCAUUGACCAGCAGUCUCACCUUCUUGCAGCUCUAAAGUCCAAGGAUAAGCUCUCGGAACAAGUGAAGACCAUCUUUCAAAAGCCAUCUAGUUCUAACGAAGAGACGGGCGAGAAUCCUGAGCCUGUAACAGCACUUGAUGCAUUGAAAGAGGUAAGUCAAGUAGACAAUAUUUCUACAUCAAAACCAUCUUCACCAACUUCACCAAAGAAACAAUCCGCAAUCAAGCGAAUCGGAACAUUGUUCGGUAGCAAAAAAUAUCAGGACUCCAAAAGAAACGCCGCAGAUCAUGAUCAACAAGAUGAAGAACUUGCCAGGGAACAGGCAGCAUUUGGUGUUCUGCCAGUAGCAUAACUGCCACCAUCGUCUUUCUCUCAAGCAAAUUCACCAUUCUCUCCACUUUCACCAAAAUAAAAAAGAGGCAUCGACUGAUAAAUUUUCCAGCAACUUCAAAAGAAAGAAUCAACCAUUCAAGAGCUCCAACGAAGACUCGUCCUGGCAGAAGAUCCAGAAGCGCAGAAGGUACCGUAUCGAAUUUUUCUCUUUCAAGCACCAUUGUCAAUGAUAUUUUAUCUCUGUUCCAAUCAAUAUUUGUGUCCACAUUCAGAGUCAUAUUAUGAUGUGAAGAAUGAGUGCAGACAACUGAUCCAAUUCUAUGUGAAGGCUGCAAAUGAUGUUUUGGUGAAGAACCUCACUCGCGAAAAUACCCUGAUAGCCACGGCUUGGUACGAUCUCACGAGCCGUUUACAAAGUAAUCAUGUGGUGCUACAGCGUAGACAGGAUGCGCCAAAGAGUUGGCUUAACAAACAACGACAACUCGUGAACUCGGGCCCAAGACGCUGAAUUCGAUAUAUGCGACAUGCAAGAUGGUAGCGGUAUGCCUAGAUAGGGAACAUUAUAAAAAGAAAUUGGUUGGACGGGUAGCAUAAAUUUGCAUUUUUGGCGCGGCAUUGGAUGAGAAGAACGAAUUCAUGGUCUGAGUAUUUCGUAUGCAUCAGGGGUUUAGUAGAGUGGUCAGGACGCACUUUGAAAGUUUAGGACAAAGCUGGGACAUUGACGAGUUGGCAGCAUUUUAUGGAUAUGUGGAUAGAGAUGUCUAAGAUUGGGGCUGCAGAUUGAUUAAGGAUGAAUAUUCGAGCGAUUCUCUUUAGUUGGGACUUUUGCGUAUACCCUCCCCUUCUUUUAUCUCAUACGAAGUUAUGGUUUUUGACAGAAAGUUGAGUAGUACCCUAUAUCACAAAUGCAUAUAUGUACAUCGCUUAAACGGGUUCAUCCUACAUAACCGAUGUGAAAAUGACACCACACUGUUGUCCAUGUCUAUCCACCUUUUUUAUAUGACAUGAUACCAAUCAGUGGAUUUCAAUGUUGCCGAAUCUUUUUCCUCUGUUUCCGAUAGAGAUGUCCGAAAUAUCAAUUCAUCAUUUUCCAUGGCAUUCCUAAAAGCCAAACAAACCUAGGCAUCAUACAGUAACAUCUCAUCUCAGCCCAUGAUCCCUCCGUGCAGCGCCAGGUCUCUGCAAGAGGAAACGAAACGCAAAUGAAUUUAACCCAGCACAGCGUAAAAUGAUUUGAUUCCCGGACCAUCGCUUAGAGAGAGCAAAAAGAAAACCCAUCAGCAACAUCUCAAAGGUCUCACGGCGCAUUUGUCCGCAUCCGUCAAGCGAUAAUCAGAGGAAAACCGCAUCGACGAUGAACGACAAGUUUCCAAUUUUGCAAAGCUUACGGAAGUGCAUCGAGGAGAGUCUGCCCGUCGGCGAGUUGUCCGAUGGAAAUUGAGAUGUGCAACAAAAAAAAAGGUGAUGGAUGGGAA
Molecule: messenger RNA, 4202 nt
Organism: Sclerotinia trifoliorum
Lineage: Eukaryota; Fungi; Ascomycota; Leotiomycetes; Helotiales; Sclerotiniaceae
Source: the annotation of a GenBank genome assembly